Molecule: messenger RNA, 3901 nt
Organism: Anarrhichthys ocellatus (wolf-eel)
Lineage: Eukaryota; Metazoa; Chordata; Actinopteri; Perciformes; Anarhichadidae
Gene: toporsa
Product: topoisomerase I binding, arginine/serine-rich a
Exons: 2
Coding region: 955-3363 (802 amino acids)
Biological process (GO): protein polyubiquitination; protein monoubiquitination
Molecular function (GO): ubiquitin protein ligase activity
Source: RefSeq, a predicted model, not a curated record
GUAUUACAUCAAAAAAUACUCGGACUGUUCGGUAGGAUUUGGAAGGAGCGUUAUGAAGCCAGGCUGCUGGACUUGUUUAAACUCACUCCUGAACGAUAGUUAUGUAGAAAUGAAUGGAUUUCUACAAGACGGAGAAGGCUGAUCAGUUGUCAACAGCAUACGUGUCUGGGGAAGCCAAAAGCACGGGUCUAGCCUAGCCGGCUAGGCUAACCAAUGUCAAGGCUAACCGAAAACACCGCAAUCGAAGGAAUAAACGAAUUUAACUGUAGGGUUAUUCCGACAUGUUCUAUCAACAUUAGCGAUAGAUGAGUAAGGCACGUAAUGUGUACAGCGCAAAUAAAUGUCAUGUAACGUGAGGAGCAUGACAGGUAUGUAUCACAGACUGUUAUAGCAUUAGCGUAACAUUAUCCAUCGAUUUAAGCAUUCAUUUCUGUCAUUUAUUCUGCUCUGUUUCUCAUUAUAAGACACGUUUGUUGGUGUAACACCAUUUUUUAUUGUUACUACAAGAUACUCAUGAUAGGACAAUUACAAACCGUUUAUUUAUUGCUCAAGUAGGAACGUGUUGGGUUAAAGUUAUUGAUGUAUCGGUGGGCAUGCAAUUGGAGAGACAGUCAGUUCGUGUUAUAACAAACGAAACUGAUAUGACAUAAUAAUUAAAGUAGACUUGUGCUAGCCAUAUAGUGUUUUAUUGUUUCCAUUAUGAUGAGAAAGUGUUCAUUAUAACAUGAUUAUUCAUUCAUUAUAACAUUAUAACACCUGUCAACAGUAGCAGGUCAUAAUGCAGUGAUUCAUGGUUGAAUCUGGUGCCUACUCAAUAUGUCUCAUUUUAGACUUAACUGCAACACCUUGGUAGAACGUAACAGGUUACUGUAUGUCUGCCUUACCAUUCUUGUUUGGUAUGUGCGAGAAUUCCCAAUUUCAUAAUAAUUUGAACCCUAUUUUUCUCAUCAGAUUAUGUCAGCAAUCAAGUUUGCCCUGCAGCAGAGCCAGAAGAAGGGCAGAAGGAAAACCUCUGAAGACACAUCUGCAGAGGUGUCGCCGGACUCCAAAUGUCCCAUCUGUUUGGACAAAUUUAACAACAUUUCUUACCUGGACCUCUGCCUACACAAGUUCUGUUUCCGCUGUAUUCAUGAGUGGUCCAAGAACAAAGCCGAGUGCCCUUUAUGCAAACAGUCCUUUAAUUCAAUCUAUCACACUAUAAAUUCAGAGCAAGACUUUAAGAAAUAUGACUUGCAACCGGUGGAAAACACCUCUUUUGGGACUUUUGGUGGAGUGCGGUUUAGAUACCGCACAACUCUUACCGGAGUCCAUCGACAGAUGCGGGGGAGGACCUCUCCGCCUCCAGACAAUGGAGUCAUGUUUGAAGCCUCGGCAAACCCUCCCCAACAGCCGCAGGACCGUUACAUCCGGCGGAUGAUGAUGAGGUUGGCAGCCAAGAGGAGAGCUGCGAGUGAAGGCCGGGCAGUGAACAGUCUCAGAGAGCAGGAAAUGGUCAACUUCAGGAGGGAACUGUACCGACGGGGGGUGAGGAUUCGGAGUGUCCGGGAUGGUGGCCGCUCCCGAGACACCGCGGCUGAGUUCUUCCGAAAAAAUCCCGCCUGCCUGCAUCGACUGAUCCCCUGGCUAAAAAGAGAACUGAUUGUGCUGUAUGGAGCCCACGGCUCUCUGGUCAACAUAGUUCAACACAUCAUCAUGUCGCGCAUUACACGUUACGAUAUGGAGGACGGAGCUAUCCAGGAAGAGCUGAGGCCGUUCCUCCAGGGGCGCACGGAGCACUUUCUGCAUGAGUUCAUCAGCUUUGCAAAGUCUCCCUUCAACAUGGAGGCCUAUGACCAGCAUGCUGUCUAUGACUGCCCGGCCGCUUCUUCAGAUGAAGACGGCAGCUCCAGUUCGUCCGUGAUCGCUAUCUCAGAGGAUGAGGAACACUCGGUGGAGUUGAACCCCCCAGGAGACCCCACGUCUUCGCUGAGCCACGCUGUGUGGGACGAUGAGACGCCGGGGCCGUCGUAUUCUACGACAGCAGAGCAGGGCAGGGCAGAGUGUCUGUCAGUCCUCGACUCAGACAGCAGUUUAGAGGAGGAGGCGCGUGAGUUUGGGGCCUCUCCACAGCAAACGAGUCCUCAUAACCAAACAGACGAGACUCGGGGUGAAGUUAACCACGAAGAGUGUCUGCCUUAUGACAGCGACGACUGUGUCAUUAUUAGUUUUGUGAAGCCAACAACAGACAGGACUCCUGAGCUGGUUCAGCUGUCCUCUGACUCGGAUGAGUCUGGCAGUGAAGAUAUUAAAGCAGUGCCUCUUCUACCUCAACACAUCCGCUUCUCUAGUCUCAGUCCUAUGGCUUCACAGAGCAGUGAUCCAAGCGGUGCUGGACAGUCAGAGAAUGCAGAAACUGACCGCUAUCAUCUGUUGGAUUCAAAAGAAAGAUGUAGCUCUUCAACAUCCAGCAGGCACAAGACAUCCAGUAAGUCGGGCAGAAAAGACAGAUCUAGGGAGAGGCUGUUGUCAAAGGACAGAGACCAUGGGAGGAAGAGGAGGUUACGAAGUGCAGAGCGCAGGCACUCCAGCAGGAGCCCGGUGAUGUCCCACAGCAGUGUCGGCACUCUAUCCAGAGAAGGAGGUUAUUCUUACUCCAGUGGCAGAGACUACUCAAAACGUGACGGCGAUUGCAUGAGGAGGGACAGUGAUCACAGCUAUCAGUUGUACAGGCAUUACAGCCAAGAGAAAAAUGAUGGUGGGAGGCAUUACACAGAGAGGCGGUCCUACUAUUACAGCAGCCGCAAGUUCACAGAUCGUCGCUCUUGCUCCAGGAGCCCCAGCAGGGACAAGCGUAGACGGGACAAAGGGCACUCUCGUUCUAGGACUUAUUCCAGCAGUCGCUCCCCUUCAACGAAACGGAGACCUCACAACAGCAAGCCUGGUGGAAAGAGGAAAUACAAGACGAGACAUUUGGAGGAAACAUCCAAAAACGCACUUUCAAACUCAAACGCUGAAGGUGACGCCCCCGUUUUAUCAACAAAACACAAGAAAAAGAGCAAAGAGAAGCGUCGGAAAAAAUCCAAAGACAGGUCGAGAAAGACGAGCAGGAGCGUCAGCGUGGAGCUCGUCAAUGAGGAAGACUGUCAUGAGCGAAGCAAGCUUCACCAUAAGAAGAAGAAGAAACACAAGAAGAAGAGCAGAAGGCACAAGAGUAACGAACGCACAGGGAAGCACUCGCCCACUGUCAUUACCAUCGAUAGUGACAGCGAUUCGUUUGAUAGUGACAGUGUCGACCAGGCCAGCAGCACGAACAAGGACAACCCAACAAUCGACAGUACCACAGAGGGCCCAGUUGACUCCGCCCCUCCGGACUCUCUGGAGUAGUUUUACAGAAGUUCAGAUUCCAGACAGUCAGAUUGGAGCUGAUGGAUUCACCCACCAGCAGCUACGGUCUGCCAGCAGUAUUUAACAUCAAAACAAUGGUCAAUAUGUUGCUAUGUUAACAUGACUGAGCUAACACUUAAACCCCUAAAAUGUUCCUGUUUAAUGUGCAAAGUGCCACUAUGAACGAAGGAGAAUCAAAUCAAAAUCAAAAUGUCUUUGUAUAGCACAUUUUAAAAUACAACUAAGGUUGCCCAAAGUGCUGAUGGACUUCUAUUGGGGAUUGCACAUCUUUUUUCAGUGUCGAUUCUUAUUCAGGAAAGUCAUUUUCUUUUAAUGGAUGUUUUUUAUUUCUAUGGUGCUCUCAGGGGUGAUAUUGAUCACAGUGAUUUUCUUUUGUCAUCAUAAGUCAGCUUUCUUCUUAAGACAAAACAAUUUCUAUCCGCUACACACAGAGUAGUUCUUACCCGGAGAUGGUGUUUGGGUCUCUGAAUGUGUUCUUUUGUGGUUAAUUUCAUUUGAAAUAAAUUGUAAUGAGCAA